AAUUCUAAACCCAAUCUAUAUCCUUUUGAAGAGGCCCAUAAUUUACUUUACCGUGAAAACAAAACAAGUUGGAUCGGAGUCGCACUCAAAAACUCAACUAACUCCCGGAAAUCGCCGUCGGAGUUUCCCAGUCGCCGCCACUAACGGUGACAAAUUCAUCCAGGAACAAUGAGAGCUACAAACUUUCUUAGGGUUUUGAACAAACAGUUUCUCGGAAUCGCCGGCGACACUGCAAAUGCUGUCACUAACAAGCUGAAAUCACCUUCUCCUCCUGCGCCGGCACGUAAACCGGCUUUUAUAGAUGCAUUUCUAUACAAGAUGAAGAAGAAUCCAGAACUUCUGAAGAACAAACAAAUUUGGUCAAGAAGAUCUACUAUUUUGCCGGAAUUUGUUGAUUCUCAUGUCAGGAUUUACAAUGGAAAAACCUUCAUUCGUUGUAAAAUCACUGAGGGAAAAGUGGGUCAUAAGUUUGGUGAGUUUGCUUUAACUAGGAAACGUAAAGCUAAAGAUCAACCUAAUGCUAAAGUUAAGCAACUCAAGAAAAAGAAGUGAUUUGUUUUAGGAAAUUGAUUCUAUGUGUAGUUUAUAAUUUAUACUUACGUGGUUAAAGAUGAUGGCUUUUUUCUUUUAAAAGUGAUGCAUUUAGCUUACAAUAAAUUGAUGUUGAAUCAAGUGGGUUUAUUGAAUAGUUUAUCUAUUCAUUUUUGCUGUUCUUAUUGAACUACUGAUUAGUUAUUGAUCAAUUUAUGGUUAUUUGUUUAUGAUGAA
Molecule: messenger RNA, 768 nt
Organism: Medicago truncatula (barrel medic)
Lineage: Eukaryota; Viridiplantae; Streptophyta; Magnoliopsida; Fabales; Fabaceae
Product: ribosomal protein S19, mitochondrial
Exons: 2
Coding region: 169-552 (127 amino acids)
Biological process (GO): translation; ribosomal small subunit assembly
Cellular component (GO): mitochondrial small ribosomal subunit; ribosome
Molecular function (GO): RNA binding; structural constituent of ribosome
Source: RefSeq, a predicted model, not a curated record